GAAAGCUAGACGCUUCUGUACCACCACUUUGCCUCAACACUUAUCAGUAUAUCAACAACUCCACACCCCGCAUUCCGCCAGAUACUGUUCUGCCCGCUUCCCGAGGUUUUCAAUUUUGCACUUUACGCUUUCAGCCCUCAGCGAAGCAGAUCCACAGCCUGCUGCACCACUAUGGCGCACUCACCAAGACACUCUCUGAGCGGGGGCGACUCGAUGCAGAAAUACAUGCUUCUGUCAUCUCAGCAAGAGGUCCUUCGCCGCCGCCUAUCUCUCCAAAUCCCAACAGCCUCGCCAAUGACGGCCUCAUCGCCCGAAUUCCAGUCUCUCUCCUCAUCACCAACUUUCUCUCGGCCUGCCUAUGCCUCCUCCUGGUCAGCCGAGCCAGAGUACAUCGCCACCCACCCAUUGUCGGCCUACCCAAUUCCAACCCAACCAGGAAUGGGUCACCGAAACAGCGUUGAUGAGAGCCUAACUGAAGACUCUCAUCGACUCUACGAAAUCAACCAGCAAAUCAAAGCCACCCUCACCGAGCUGCUCAACACCGAGUCCGUCCGCUCCGACGAGAAGUACCGAGCCUGGAUCCAGGGCCGCCUGAUGGACGCCGAACAACAAAUGCGACGCCAGCGUCGCCGCCGCUCAAGCGUGGACAGAGAAAUUGCAGAGUCCAUUGCCGAGCACUUCGAGCACCCCUUCCCUUGAACCACUCGCCGCUACUACUACAUCAUUACCCCCAUGUACUAUCACUUCCAUCUCUCGACCCAUUGUUGUCGGCAGAGAAUGACAUUACGGGCCUACGACAUUUCGAGAAGAAAAAGCAUCAUUGGAGUUCAACAACUGAGUGUUCUUCUGUUGGAGGGAAACGCCGCCUUGAGUUUGCGUCUAUCAAUCAACAAUGGAUCGACCUGGAUGUGACAAAAUUGACUUAUAUCACAGGAGGACUUGUCUUUCAAUUGUAUCAUCACCUGGGAAUAGAGUGAAUGUGGAUAUGGUAUGGCGCAUGGUGUUUUCAUCACGGAUUUGAAGCGCUCAAAUCAGAAACCUGAGGAAACCUUUUCUUCUCUCAUGCUACCCAAUUGUAUGCAUACUUCAGCGGCGUGCAUGCACUGGGCGGAGUAACUUGCCUGAGUGUCAUCUGUCGUGUUGCCAAACUUGUAAUUUUAGAAUACCUAAUUGAGGACUUUCACAAUCA
Molecule: messenger RNA, 1189 nt
Organism: Lindgomyces ingoldianus
Lineage: Eukaryota; Fungi; Ascomycota; Dothideomycetes; Pleosporales; Lindgomycetaceae
Exons: 2
Coding region: 172-699 (175 amino acids)
Source: RefSeq, a predicted model, not a curated record